CUGACAGCGAUCACAGACACCAGAGAACCAAAACAAACCCGUGGAGUGUGCGCUUGGCUGGAAUGGCUGGAACAGUAAUCACCAGAUCAUGCAUCGUUCUCUGCUUGCUUAUACAUACGGCGCUGUGUCAGGACUGCUCUCAGCCUUGUGACUGCCCGGCUGAGAGCCCUUUAUGUCCUGUAGGCACCAGUCUAGUGCUGGACAGCUGCAGCUGCUGUAAGGUGUGUGCCCGACAGGCAGGAGAGCCCUGCUCAUUCCUGGAGCCAUGUGACCAUCAUAAGGACCUGUAUUGUGACUAUGGUGUGCUGAGUGACACUGAGACAGGCAUCUGCAUGGCUCAAGAGGGUCAGACGUGCGACCUGGGUGGUGUGAUUUACCGCAGUGGUGAGACGUUUCAGCCCAGCUGCAAACAUCACUGUGUCUGCAUGAAUGGGGAGAUCGGCUGCGUACCAACCUGUGCCAGCAACAUACGGCUGCCCUCUCCAGACUGUCCCUACCCAAGACGCAUCCAGAUCCCCGGCAAGUGCUGUGAGGAGUGGGUGUGCGACCAGAUCCCACAGAAAGACACCUUCCAGUCAGCAAUGGCUGGUAGGUCAAUCGCAUAUAGAGAACUGUCUGGUCCGGAUGUCCAGCCUGAGAGCGCAAGGGACAACUGCAUCGUACAGACCACUGACUGGAGUGAAUGCUCUGCAACCUGUGGCAUGGGGAUGUCCUCUCGUGUAACCAACGACAAUGAGCAAUGCCAGCUGGAACGGCAGACCCGCAUGUGCAUGAUCCGCCCCUGCAAUGCAGAGCUGGAAAAGGACAUCAAGAGAGGGAAGAAGUGCGUGCGGACCCCAAAGAGCCAGCGCGGGAUGCGUUUUGAACUGUCCGGAUGCCAGAGCGUCAGGCUGUAUAAGCCGAAGUUCUGCGGGGUGUGUACGGAUGGCCGCUGCUGUACGCCUCACGCCACCGUCACGGCCGAAGUGGAGUUCCGCUGUCCUGAGGGAGACUCCUUCAGGAAGAAGAUGAUGUUCAUUAAGACCUGCUCCUGUCAUCAUGACUGCCCCCGUGAGAACGAUAUCUUCCUCGCCUCAAACUCACGGAGAAUGAUCGGGGACUAUAAUAAUGACAUGUGAGGAGCUGUCUGGUAUAACACACACACACACACACUGAUGAUCAAGCACAUGUGCACAUGAGGCAGCUCCGUGUUUUACUGGACCCUGAAAUUCUCACGUCAUGUGAGCAA
Molecule: messenger RNA, 1228 nt
Organism: Sinocyclocheilus rhinocerous
Lineage: Eukaryota; Metazoa; Chordata; Actinopteri; Cypriniformes; Cyprinidae
Product: connective tissue growth factor-like
Exons: 5
Coding region: 63-1118 (351 amino acids)
Biological process (GO): signal transduction; cell adhesion; positive regulation of cell differentiation
Cellular component (GO): extracellular region; extracellular matrix
Molecular function (GO): heparin binding; integrin binding
Source: RefSeq, a predicted model, not a curated record